CUGGACGGCGGCGUGAAGGAGACGUGAGGAUGGCGACGUUGAGGAAACAUUACGUGGUGAAUCGGCCCGUUUACUCUGAGAACAGCUUCACUGAGGAGCACGAGAAGAUCUCCAGAGAGCACAAAACCAUCCUGAGACAUGUCAAGGACUAUUUGAGUUGCGAUUCAAAGCGUGCCAAGAGGGCCGGGCUCACUCUACUGCCCAUCAUCGGCUGGAUGAGGACCUACAAGGUCAAAGAGUGGCUGCUGGGUGACCUGGUGUCCGGGAUCAGCACCGGCCUGGUGGCCAUCAUGCAAGGACUUGCCUUCUCUCUGCUGGCUGAGCUGCCUCCCAUUUAUGGCCUCUACACGGCUUUCUUCCCCAUGCUGACAUACUUCUUCUUCGGUACUUCAAGGCACAUAUCUGUCGGGGCUUUCCCGGUCCUGAGCCUCAUGAUUGGGGCUGUGGUGCUCCGUCUGGUCCCAAUGGAUGGAUCGCCAUCCAAAAUCCAAGCCUUCGCGGAUCUGAACGUGACCCAGCAGAAAGUCCUCGUGGCCUCCUCUGUGACGUUCCUCAUGGGGAUUUACCAGCUGGCCAUGGGCCUUCUGCAGGUGGGCUUCGUGGUGGUCUACCUGUCGGACACUCUGGUGUCAGGCUUCACCACGGCAGCCGCCGUCCACAUCGUGGUGUCCCAGCUGAAGUUUGUGUUGGGGCUGAACACGGGGAGCCUGAGUGGUAUACUUUCCAUCAUAUAUACUUUGGAGAAAAUCUUCAAUGACAUUACACAAACCAACAUUUGUGACCUGGUGAUGUCCAUAGUCAUCAUGGUGGUGGUCUUCAUAGUGAAGGAGCUGAACGACUGGUACAAAGCCAAGCUGCCCGUCCCGGUCCCUAUAGAGACCGUCAUGACGGUCAUAGCUUGUGGCGUUUCCUACGGCUUCAACUUUGAAAAAACAUACAACGUUACAGUCGUCGGAGAAAUAAUUAGCGGGUAUGAGCCUCCAACUGCACCAAGCAUUGAAGUCUUCCAGGAAAGUGCUGUGGAGUCCUUCCCCAUGGCUAUAGUCGGGUUUGCUGUUGCCUUUUCUGUGGCUAAAAUCUAUGCUAUCAAGCAUGCCUACACCAUUGAUGGGAACCAGGAGCUCAUCGCUUUUGGGAUCAGCAACAUGUUUGGGGCCAGCUUCAGCUCAUUCGGGGCCAGUACCUCUCCCUCCAGGACUGCGGUGCAGGAAAGCUCAGGAGGACGAACACAGAUUGCAGGCCUGGUCUCCGCCAUGAUGGCCAUGAUUGUUACAGUAGCACUUGGCUUCUUACUGGAACCUCUUCCAAGGUCUGUUUUGGGCGCCUUGGUGAUCGUCAACCUGAAGGGCAUGCUGAUGCAGUUUCGGGAAAUACCAUACUUGUGGAGAAGAGACAAGCUUGAAUGUGCGGUGUGGGUAGGAACAUGUGGGUCAGCCAUUCUGCUUGGACUGGAUCUCGGUCUGGCGGUGGGAUUGGGGGCGGAGCUUCUCACCGUCAUCCUCAGGACUCAGUUCCCCCGUUGUUCCAUCUUGGCUAACAUCCCCGGGACCGACAUCUACAGAGAUCGCAAGGAUUACAUUGAUAUGUCCGAACCACAGGGAGUGAAAAUCUUCCGGAUACCUUCACCAAUCUUUUUUGCCAACAUUGACUUCUUCAGAGACAAGCUACUCGAAGCCGUUGGCUUUAACCCACUGAAGGUUUUCAAGAAGAGGAACAAGGCUCUGCUGAAACUCAAGAAUUCCAAGCAGCAGUCAGAGUCUGAAUCUGACUCACAGAAUGGCUCUGGGAAUCAGAUCUCAUCAACAUCUCACGACAAAUACACAAACAUGGAAGAGUUGGACCGGUCUAAAGACGUCAAGGUGCAGAUCGACUGGAACGCCGAGCUCCCCGAUGGCAUCAGCGUUCCCAGAGUGAACAUUCACAGCCUGAUCCUCGACUUCUCUGCGGUCUCCUUCCUGGACAUCUCUGCCCUGAAGGGACUCAAAAUGGCGCUCAGAGAGUUCAUCCAGAUCGAUGUGGAUGUUUACAUCGUGUCCUGUGAUGUCGGCAUCCUGGAGAAACUACACAGCUGCAUGUUCUUUGACGAUAAGAUUCAAACCUCCAUCCUUUUUCCAACCGUACACGACGCCGUGCUGCACGCAUUGGAAAAACACAUGGACAGCAAGGAGAAAGAGCAAGCGCUAACAUACAAAUGUUAGAAGAGCAGCAGUCUCCACCGAUGUCCAUCCAUAAAGAGCAUCAUGGCUGACACAGUGAGAUUGUGGUCGCUCACCCCUGCUGCUGAUCUACUCACAUUGCCGCCGUGCAGUUCGAUCAAGAAGUUGCUCUGAGGGUUUUCUGAAACCCGUCACCUCCGUGAUCCUCACAGAUCACUCGUGGUUUUCUAUCACAUUCCAUAUUACUCUUUACUGUGAUAUCACUUUUUAAACUUUUUUUGAAUCGUAAAUGGUUGGCUUCCGGAAUUCGAUGGCUUUGUCAACAGAAGUAUUUCAGUGUUUAAGAUGAAUUUAAAUAACUGAAGUUUUCAAACUACCCCAGUCAAGAACCAAAUUGAAGGAAAGGUGCAUCACAACACAAGGAAUCAAUUUAUGGAAUAAAUGUGACAAUGAAAUGAAGAGUUCUCAGUCCAUUUACAUCUUCAGGAAAUGUUUAAAAGCACAGUUAUUGGGAGGGUACGAUUCUGCUUUAAAGUAUGGUGAAAAACUAGAAUGAUUUUUUUUUUUUGUA
Molecule: messenger RNA, 2727 nt
Organism: Salarias fasciatus (jewelled blenny)
Lineage: Eukaryota; Metazoa; Chordata; Actinopteri; Blenniiformes; Blenniidae
Product: chloride anion exchanger-like
Exons: 18
Coding region: 30-2198 (722 amino acids)
Biological process (GO): sulfate transmembrane transport
Cellular component (GO): membrane
Molecular function (GO): secondary active sulfate transmembrane transporter activity
Source: RefSeq, a predicted model, not a curated record